This is a messenger RNA of Cadophora gregata, 775 nucleotides long. It is a transcript of the gene RBM8A, whose product is annotated as RNA-binding protein 8A. Gene Ontology annotation, cellular component: cytoplasm; exon-exon junction complex; nucleus. The transcript is spliced from 3 exons. Gene Ontology annotation, biological process: RNA splicing. The record is from RefSeq and is a predicted model, not a curated record. Bases 1 to 456 code for a protein of 151 amino acids. NCBI's taxonomy places the organism in Eukaryota, Fungi, Ascomycota, Leotiomycetes, Helotiales, Ploettnerulaceae. Gene Ontology annotation, molecular function: mRNA binding.
AUGGCAGAUACCGAGAUGGACGUUGAUGCGCCUCUCUCCCCAGACCCAAAGCAAGAUACCAAGAAUGCCUCGAUGGCCACUCAUACGAAUGCGACUGCAGUUCGCUCUAUCGAAGGCUGGAUCGUUAUCGUUACCAACGUCCACGAGGAGGCUAGUGAAGAGGAUCUGAACGACUUGUUCGCAGAUUUUGGAGAGAUCAAGAACUUACACUUGAAUCUGGAUCGCAGAACGGGUUAUGUUAAGGGCUAUGCACUAAUCGAAUAUCCAACAUUGGACGAGGCACGAAAGGCGAUUGAUGGCGCGCACAAUACUAAGCUCUUGGAUCAGACGAUUGAGGUUGACUUCGCUUUCGUACGACCACCACCAGGCAAGGGUAGAGGGGGACGACCGCCGGCGAAGGGAAGAGCUAGAAGUCGAAGUCGCAGCCCGGGUGCUAGAGAUGAGGUUAUUGAAUGAAGGGAUGGCGAAGAUACCUGCAUUUCCAAAAGCUACAGCGUGUGCUUGGCCGAUGUGUCCAAUCUAGAGGCAUGUCGGCGUGUAAGAGAACGCCUCAAUGAGCGUCGAUAUCAAAAGUUGAUUCCCGAUUUCUUCUGAGAAUUCACCAUCUCGUGACUCCAUGUGUGUGGGAGAAUUGGAGGCAAGUAGGACACCUAUAUCUUCUGACUGGUGCAAUUUCGAUCUGGAGCGAUGCGUUGAUACCCGAAAAUUAUGGAGGAACAGAAGCGAUUGCAUACGUCCACACGACAUUGCACGACAUUGCACUUAUGGAAGCAUC